This is a messenger RNA of Rotaria sp. Silwood2, 1476 nucleotides long. NCBI's taxonomy places the organism in Eukaryota, Metazoa, Rotifera, Eurotatoria, Philodinida, Philodinidae. The record is from the annotation of a GenBank genome assembly.
AUGUUGAAUAAUAUCUUUCAAAGUGAUAAUGAAACAUGUCCUCAAAUGGACAAUGAUACUUCAACACAUGGAUUAACUCCGAGACCAGAUCGAAACGAAAUUGUUUAUCGGAGAACUAUUGCCAAUAGUUUACCAGCUAUCCUUAUGACUUGUACACUUGGUAUGAUAAUGCCAUUUCUUGGCAAACGAUUCGUACUUAUAUUACCUAUGGUAGGUAUUACUAUUCAAAUGAUAAUUGCUCUGGCAAUCAUUUAUUUGAAUUUGGAAAUCUAUUGGUGGUAUUUAAGUGGUUUUAUGUUAGGUUUAUUGGGUAAUCCGGAUUUUGUCAUUAAUUUGAUUAUUGUCGAUUUAACGAAUGUGAAUAAUCGAUCAUUGUGGUUCGUUCGCUUUUAUGCACUAAGGAGUAUUUUGACAGGAUUGAUAACAUUUUUGAUUUCUUGUUUUGUUCAAUAUCAUGGUUAUAUUGGGCUAUUUUGGUUUGCUCUUAUUUUGCAAUUGAUCUCAAUUGGUGUUAUUAUUCGAUAUUUUGAUUUAACACUUUAUAAUCAUACAAAUAUGAAAAUCAAGCAUCGACUUUUUCUAACUUUCGAUAUAUUCAUUAUUUUCCAUGGAAAUCGUCGAUCUACUCAACAAAAGAUUAGUGUUUUAUUGAUUCUAAUUGCUUAUGGUUUUUAUGCUUUGGCAAAUUCAGUGGUCACAGCAUUUUACAUGGCACUUGCUACAUAUCCUAUUUGUUGGUCAUUGAUGUUGAUUAAUAUCUAUAAACUAGUGAUGAAUAUUAGUCUUGGAAUUUUUGGUCUUAUCGGCUAUUAUAUAUUAUCUCGAUUGAUAAAAGCAAAUGAUAUUCUGAUCUGUGUUAUCGGUAGUAUUUUUUUGCUUAUAACACAUAUCUGGACAGCCUUUGCACAAUACAAUUGGCAAGUAUUCAGCAAUAGUAUAUUUUAUUCAUUUGGUAACUAUCAAAAUCCAUUGACUCUAUCAAUAUUAGCAAGAUGGUUGAAACCAAGUGAAACCAAUAUUGCAUUUAUAUUUAUCAUUAUCAUCAAUCAAUUGAUUACAUCAUUUGGUGAUUAUUUUUUCAAGUGGAUCUUUAUGAACACGACAUAUCAAUAUAAAAACAUAAUACUGUUUGUAGCGGGUGGAUUUGGUCUAAUCACAUUAAUUCUCAACAUAUGUCUCUAUGUAUUCAAACGUCGCAUAUUAAAUUCAUCAUCAAUAGAUGGUGAAACAACUGCUUUGUUGACGGAUGUUGACAACAAUUCUAAUUCAAUUCAAUCCAAUACUCUAAAUCCUGCUCAAUCACAACCGGCUAAUGAUAAUUCACCAGUGUCUUUUCGGUUGUUCACUAUUGGAAAUCUUACUCUUAGUGUUACUAUCGGUGCUCCACGAAAAUCUAAGAGGCAGCUAGCACCAAAUGUUGAAACAAAUCAAGAAGAUACUACUACACAAGACAAUCAGAAUCUAAUCAAUCUUUGA